Wyeomyia smithii (pitcher-plant mosquito) is the source of this 5445-nucleotide messenger RNA. It is a transcript of the gene Nrx-IV, whose product is annotated as neurexin-4. NCBI's taxonomy places the organism in Eukaryota, Metazoa, Arthropoda, Insecta, Diptera, Culicidae. Bases 265 to 4119 code for a protein of 1284 amino acids. The transcript is spliced from 11 exons. The record is from RefSeq and is a predicted model, not a curated record.
ACGUCGCGACGGUUAGUGGUUUUUUGGAGUAACGGAGGUUUCGUGUAGUUUGCUUCACCGUUUCCGAACUGACACAUUCCAUAGACUACCAACAAGCGAGUGUGAGUGCGUUCGUGUGUACUUUACAGUGUCGGUGUUCGUGGCAUCAGCAGCAACAACCGAGCGCUGUGCGCUGUAUUUUUAAUUUCAAAGUUGCUUCUGAGCAAAAGUUUGGCCGCAAAUUUCCAACCCAAUGUGCACCGUUUAGUUCGGAGACCACCUGAAAUGCAUCUAGUGAUCGGAUUCCUGUGGGCGCUGGCCGUCAACGCCGGGAUAGUACCAGCGGUCGCAGAAUACUACCAAAAGGACUCCUACUCGGAGUACAACUGUAACGAACCCCUGUUGGAGUACGCCAAGCUGAGUGCCACCUCGCAGCUACGGGAACGAGGGCCGGAAAAUGCCCGUCUUAAUGAUCGUUCGGCCUGGACACCGGUUGAGAAUACCUACUUCCACUUUCUCACCAUGGAUCUGGGCGGACGGAAGAUGGUUCGUAAGAUCGCGACCGCCGGCCGGGCCACGACCAACGAGUGCGUCACCGAGUAUAUCGUGCAGUACUCGGAUGACGGCGAGAUGUGGCGGUCGUUCACCGAGAGCAGCGGCGAGGAACAGCUGUUCAAAGGCAACAAGGAUGGCGACUCCGUUCGUCACAAUUCGUUCGAAGUGCCAAUCAUCGCGCAGUGGAUUCGUAUCAAUCCGACACGAUGGCAGAACCGUAUUUCACUGCGUGUCGAAUUGUAUGGAUGUCAUUAUGAAUCUGAAAACGUUUACCUCAACGGAACCGGCUUGAUACGAUACGACUUGCUGCGGGACCCGAUUGCAGCUACCCGCGAGACCAUUCGGUUCCGCUUCAAAACUGCCCAGGCCAAUGGUAUUCUGCUGUACUCGCGGGGAACUCAGGGUGAUUAUUUUGCGCUGCAGAUUAAAAACAACCGCAUGGUUUUGAACCUGGAUCUGGGGUCUCGCAUUAUGACGUCACUGUCGGUGGGCAGCCUGCUAGACGAUAACAUCUGGCACGAUGUGGUGAUUUCGAGGAAUCGCCGCGACAUCAUGUUCAGCGUGGAUCGCGUGAUAGUCGAGAAGAAGAUCAAGGGAGAGUUCGACAAGCUGAAUCUGAAUCGAGCGCUCUACAUCGGUGGUGUACCUAAUAUGCAAGAGGGUCUAAUUGUGCAGCAAAAUUACACCGGAUGUAUGGAGAACCUGUACGUCAAUGCGACCAACUUUUUCCGCGAAAUGAAGGAAGCUUACUACGAAGAUGAUCACUUGAGAUACACCAAAGUGCACGUCACCUACAACUGCCCGGAGCCACCGAUCAGUCCGGUUACCUUCCUGACGCGGGGUUCGCACGCCCGUCUGAAGGGUUACUACAGUGUGAGACAGCUGAACGUGAGUUUUUCCUUCCGAACGUACGAGGAGAAGGGAAUGAUGCUGCAUCACGACUUUCUGCAAGGCUCGGUUCAGGUGCUCCUGCAGGACGGAAAGGUUAAGGUUGCACUGAAGACUGUGAACGACGAAAGCGUUUUGCCGACAAUUUUAGAUGACUACGAUGAGCAGUUCAACGAUGGAAACUGGCAUACGCUGAUGCUGGCCAUUAAGACUAACAAACUGGUGUUGAGUAUCGACGAGCGGCCGAUGGAAACGAUCAAGACCGGCACGGUCGCAGACUCGGGAAACGUUGGCAGGCUACUGGAUAUUCGAACCGGAGAACUGUACUACAUUGGCGGAGGAAAAACGAAGGAUGGCUUCGUGGGUUGCAUGCGUACCAUUAUUAUCGAUGGAAACAUUCGGCCACCAGCGGACUGGAAAGAGGAAGAGUACUGCUGUAAAGGGGAGAUGCUGUUUGAUGCUUGCCACAUGACCGAUCGAUGCAAUCCGAAUCCGUGCAAGCACAAUGGAGUGUGCCGGCAAAACUCGAUGGAAUUCUCGUGUGAUUGUGCGGGAACGGGAUAUGCGGGAGCGGUGUGCCAUACUUCGCUGAAUCCACUAUCUUGUCAGGCGUACAAAAACGUGAAUGUUGUACAGUCGAGAACAACGAUUAACAUCGACGUGGACGGUAGUGGACCGCUGGCACCGUUCCCGGUGACGUGUGAGUUCUACAGCGAUGGCAGGGUUAUUACGGUUUUGAGUCACAGCUCAGAACACACGACCAGAGUGGAUGGAUUUGCGGAACCCGGUUCUUUCGAACAGAAUAUCAUUUACGAGGCAGAUUUGCCCCAAAUUGAGGCCUUGCUGAAUAGAUCGCAGUCCUGCUGGCAAAGGCUAAACUACGCUUGCCGUUCUUCUCGACUGUUCAAUUCACCGUCCGAUGUGGAGAAUUUCAGGCCAUAUUCGUGGUGGGUUUCUCGUCACAAUCAACCGAUGGAUUACUGGGCCGGAUCGUUGCCAGGAUCGAGAAAGUGCGAAUGCGGUAUUAUGGGUAACUGCGUGGAGCCUACCAAGUGGUGUAAUUGUGAUUCGAAUAGCUUGGAGUGGCAGGAAGAUGGUGGUGAUAUUAGGGAAAUGAUGUAUCUUCCCGUGAAGGCUUUGAGGUUUGGGGAUACGGGAACGCCCUUGGACGAGAAGCUUGGACGGUAUACGCUUGGACCGCUGAAGUGCGAAGGUGAUAAUUUGUUUAAUAACGUGGUGACGUUCCGGAUAAAGGAUGCCACCAUUAACCUGCCGCCAUUCGAUAUGGGCCAUUCGGGUGAUAUCUAUUUCGAAUUUAAAACUACGAUCGAAGAUGCGGUGAUUUUGCACGCUCGGGGACCAACCGAUUUCAUCCGGUUGAAUAUCGUCGGAGGAACCAAGCUUCUAUUUGAAUACCAGGCAGGGACGGGAACGCAGAAAGUUUAUGUCGAAACGAGCUACCGAUUGAGCGAUAAUCGAUGGCAUUCGGUUAGUGUUGAACGGAAUCGCAAGGAAGCUCGUCUGGUGGUGGAUGGAUCGAUAAGAGCGGAAGUCAGGGAACCACCGGGACCAGUACGGGCUCUGUAUCUGAAUUCAGAGCUGGUAGUAGGUGCAAAUAUUGAUUAUCGAGAUGGAUUUGUCGGAUGUAUUCGAGCUUUCCUGUUGAACGGUAUUCACAUUGAUCUGAAGUCUUACGCAGAACGCAAGCUGUAUGGUGUCACAACCGGAUGCGUCGGUCGAUGUGAGUCCAGUCCCUGUCUGAACAACGGAACCUGUACGGAGCGGUACGACAACUUCAUGUGCGAUUGUCGUUGGAGUGCGUUUAAGGGACCCAUUUGUGCUGACGAGAUUGGUGUCAACAUGAAGGCCAGUUCUAUGAUUAAGUACGACUUCCAGGGAGCUUUCCGUUCGACGUUACACGAAAACAUCCGAGUAGGUUUCACGACUACCAUACCGAAGGGCUUCCUGCUAGGUUUCUACUCGAACCAGUCAAAGGAAUAUCUCACGAUCAUGGUUUCCAACUCUGGUCAUUUGCGAGUGGUGUUCGAUUUUGGUUUCGAAAGACAGGAGUUGAUUUAUCCGACAAAGAACUUUGGCUUGGGACAGUACCACGAUGUAAGGUUUUCGAGAAAGAACGGUGGGGGCACGGCUGUGCUGGAAAUCGAUAACUACGAACCACAGGAGUAUCACUUUGACAUAAAAGAUUCAGCGGACGCACAGUUCAACAACAUCGAGUUCAUGUACAUCGGUAAAAACGAAUCAAUGAAGGACGGUUUUGUCGGGUGUAUUUCGAGGGUUGAGUUUGAUGACAUCUACCCGUUGAAGUUCCUGUUCCAGGAAAAUCCGCCGCCAAAUGUGAAAUCACUAGGAACUCCACUAACGGAAGAUUUCUGCGGUGUUGAACCGGUAACGCAUCCGCCGAUCGAAAUCGAGACCAGACCUCCACCUAGGGUAGACGAGGACCGUCUGCGGGACGCCUACGGUCCAGACGCUGCUAUUCUGGCAAGUGUGCUGGCAGUCCUAUUACUUUUGCUGAUUAUAAUGGCCAUCCUGAUCGGUCGCUACAUGAACCGCCACAAGGGUGAAUAUUUGACCCAAGAAGACAAGGGAGCGGAAGCCGCUCUCGAUCCGGACGAGGCCGUCGUGCAGUCGGCAACCGGUCACCAGGUGACCAAGCGAAAAGAAUGGUUUAUUUAAUGUAUAAGACGGUCGGUGGCUUCCAGCCUGGAGAGGAUGUCUCCCCGACAAAGCGCUACCGCGGGAACGCCGACGACGACAGAGACGAUGACCAGAGUGCGGACAAGAUUCUCAACAGCAGCUGUAAAUAAUGUGUUCAAAGCGCGUUCAUUUUCUGUUUUGGAACCCGAGUAACAGGCUUUAGUUGAUUUUGUUUUAUCUUCCGUUUGGUUUGAUCCAUCCCCCUUGUAAUAACAUUAAGAGGUGCCUGCAGGCAAACAGAACAGUCUUUCACAUCACUGAAGGCGCGAACCAGGCUUCGAAAUUGUCACGGUCGAACCACUUUUUACUGCGAUAAUCGUCUUCUUCUUCCUCUGACGCUAGCAAGGCUCACUGUCUUAAUACAAUCUUGAACGAACAUGUCAAACGAGCACCGCCACCACGACGUUUUUUUCCUCAAACGUAUUUUGACAUUUUUUACGCACGUUGAGUGCGGAUAUUUCGGAAAUUAUUUAUAUCAUUUUGCUUGUAAUAAUAUUUAUCAACAUAAAUAGAACGAAGUAGACAGAAAUAGGCCGAAAUAACAUCGCCAAACGAAUGGCAGUGUGAAUUUCUUUGAUGCGCGAGUGUCGAAUGACCAUCCUUUUCUUUGUUUGAGAGGCGACGGUUGUUUUACAUUUACGAGCGAAAGCCGACUGUGAUGCACGAUGAGGAAGCGAGAUCAAAUGAAAAUGCUGACCGUUUCGAAGCCUGGCGCGAACGACCGAGGUGACAGUUUUUAGAGCUGAAAGCAUUUAGAAGACAGUAUUUUGUCAGCCAUUUUGUAGCGGAGAAUCAUUCGAACCAAAAGUUGCCAGCUGCGCUCGCUUUAACUAACGAACGGAAUUUAGUUGGAUUGUUCUUUUUUCAUGAAAAGAAAAGAUAGAUUUUUUAUUGACUCUACCCGUCCAUUAUCGUACUUUUAGUUACUUUUACGACCAUAUGUUUAAUGUAGUUUAGUUCGUAAGUUUAGUUUACCAGUUUGCCAGAUAGCAAGAAGAAAAAAAAAACAAAGAACAUCCAACCAAUCGGUUUUACAAAAUGACGAAACGAAGAGGGUUAAACUAUUUCACUACUUGUAGAGCUCGUUUUUUCUCCAUAGAAUCUCUUCCUUUUUAAGCAACCUCUGCAAACCGGAGGUUAUUUGAUAGAACACAUAGUUCAGAAGUAUUGUGAAUGCCUAUUGUUUAGCAAGAGUGGAAAAGAACAAACUAAAAUACAACAAGCGAUAAAAGUCGAGUUUACAGCUGAAAGGAAGCAAAAAUCUGUAUAUAGUUUUUGAGAUAAACGAGUAAGGUGACAAAAUUA